AACCAAAGUAAAAUAAGGAGGAGCAUCCGAUACAAGUAAAACUGGUUCUUGUUCCUGUAGUUCAUGCCAUUGAUUUGUACAUUGCAAGCGCUAGAGGGCGCCAAUGGGCUUCACCUGCCCAACAAGGAAGGAGGAGCGAGCUGAGGAGGAAGAAAGUAAACUCCCUGCAGGCUCCACAAGAAAACUCUCUAAACUCCCGAAGGGUAAAAAGAUUCCAGGAAAAGAAACACAAUUGCAACAGAGCUGAACCAUCGCAGCCUGAAUAUGAGAUCACCAACAACUAUAAGGAUGGAAAUCACGUGAUGUGCCCGAAGGUUAUAUAUGAUGCUGGAUUAGAACUACGGGCUACUUGAUCCCGGUCCUUCCAGUCUGACAGCUCCGGGCUGCGCACGACUCAGUCUGCUGCACUGCUUCCAAUGAGCGUCCUCUCCCCGGCGGCGGCGGCUGGAAAUAGGAGCGGGAAAUGAUUAAAUUCUGAUCCAGAUUAAGAAGUAGGCGAGUCCCUGUGACAGAGCAACUGGUUUGCGGGUCCCUCACUCCCAUAGCCACUGGCUGCACAAACUGAAGAUGUGGCUACUGGGCCGGGCUUGGCUGUGAGUGUCACCGGGCUGAGGGUCUCUGGACUGGAGGGUGCCAAGUUAUAUCCAUUGCUGGCACAGUUACUACCCCUCCCUGCUGUACAUUCAUGAGGAAUGAUGGGGUCCUAAAUCCCCUGUGUGGUGUCUGCCUGCUGUACUGGCACUUUGCUUGUGCCCUACCCGGCCCCACACGGAACAAUGGCUCUGAGUAAAGCGCUGAAAGUGCACGUCAGGCACGAGCCUGCCCCUUAUAGUGUCCUUCUCGAGUCCCGCAACAGGGAGGACUGUCUGCUCUUCGAGUCGGGCACAGUGGCCACCCUCACACCUAAUGAAAAAGAGGUUAUUAGGGGACAAUAUGAGAGACUUCAAGAUGCUUAUGGCUGCCUGGGUGAGCUUUGUCUAAAAUCAGGGAACAUUCCUUUAAACUUCCUUGUAUUGGUAAGCGGAUGCUCCUCGGUUGGAAGAAUUUUGGAUGCUGAAGUUUAUAAAAUCACAGCUACAGACUUCUUUCCUCUUCAGGAGGAGACCAAAGAAGAAGAGCGUGUGACAGCUCUCAGGAAAAUACUUAAUUCAGGGAUGUUUUAUUUCUCAUGGCCAAAUGCUGGAUCAAACUUUGACCUCACCCAUCGGGCCCAAAAACAAGCUGUAAACAGCAGUUGUGAAUCUGGAAAUUGGUUUUUUUGGAACAGAUUGCUGCAUGUGCCUUUGAAACACUAUCAGGUUAGCUGUGCUGACUGGCUGUUGAAAGUUAUCUGUGGGGGAGUAGAAAUCCGUACUGUGUAUGCCUCACAUCGAAAAGCAAAGGCUUGCCUUAUCUCACGGAUAAGCUGUGCACGGGCUGGUGCCAGAUUCCACAUCCGUGGAGUUGAUGAUGAUGGACAUGUGUCUAACUUUGUUGAAACAGAGCAGACUAUUUAUGUGGAUGAAGAUAUUUCCUCCUUUGUUCAAAUCAGAGGCUCUGUUCCAAUGUUUUGGGAACAACCAGGGCUGCAGGUUGGCUCUCACCAUCUUAAACUUACCAGAGGACUUGAGGCCAAUGCCCCAGCAUUUGACAGGCAUAUGAUGCUGUUGAAAGAGCAGUAUGGAAAACAAGUGAUUGUUAACCUCUUACGAAGCAAAGGAGGAGAGGAGGUUUUAAGUCGUGCCUUUAAGAAACUACUGUGGGCAUCACUGCAUGCAGACGAUGUGCCAAUGAUUAACUUUGACUACCAUCAGAUUGUGAAAGGUGGUAAAAUAGAGAAAAUGGAUAAUCUGUUGAAACCACAGUUAAAAUUGGAUUUGGAAGAGUUUGGAGUGUUCACUAGAGGCGAGAGUUUAACGCCACGUCUUCAGAAAGGAGCUUUCCGAAUGAAUUGCUUGGACUGUUUGCAUCGCACAAAUAGCGUCCAGUCAUAUAUUGCGCUUGAGGUUUUACGUACUCAACUGGAGAGUCUUGGAUUAGUUGAUAUGAAGUCUGUUGUGGAACGAUUUGAAGAAUCCUACAAAACCAUGUGGUCUGCUAAUGAUCAUAACCUGAGCAUGAUAUUUACAGGAAGCAAAGCCCUUGAAGGCAAGGCAAAGGUUGGAAAGCUGAAAGAUGGCGCACGCACAGUUUCUAGAACCAUACAAACAAAUUUCUUUGAUGGAGCAAAGCAAGAAGCUAUUGAUUUACUACUUAUGGGAGACUUUUUCAAUGAGCAAUAUGCAGACAAAGGACGGAUGCUAAUGGAUAGCUCUGCACUGCUAGUAAUUCCCAGUGUUUUAAAGGCCAUGUCUGAACGACAGUUUGAAUUCACUAAUUAUAAAAGAACUCGUGUUGCUAUGGGCACAUGGAAUGUAAAUGGCGGAAAGCAGUUUCGCAGUAAAAUCCUUAGCACUAGUGAACUCACAGACUGGCUUCUGGACUCCCCAAAGAUCUCUGGAACUCCAGAUUUUCAGGAUGGCGAAAGCAACCCGCCAGAUAUUUUUGCUGUUGGGUUUGAGGAAAUGGUUGAACUCAGCGCAGGAAAUAUUGUCAGUGCAAGCACAACAAAUCGCAAAGUGUGGGCUGAACAAAUUCAGAAGGCUCUUUCAAGGACUCAUCGCUACAUACUAUUGACUUCUGGGCAACUUGUUGGAGUUUGUCUCUUUGUUUUUGUAAGACCUUACCAUAUGCCCUUUAUUAGAGAUUUGGCAACAGACACUGUAAAAACCGGGCUGGGGGGUAAAACUGGGAACAAAGGAGCAGUGGCUAUUCGCUUCCAGUUCUACAGCACGAGCUUCUGCUUCAUUUGUAGUCACUUUACUGCAGGGCAGAACCAAGUGAAAGAACGCAGUGAAGACUACAAGGAGAUCACUCAAAAAUUAAGCUUCCCUAUGGAAAGAAAUGUCUUUUCCCAUGACUAUGUCUUCUGGUGUGGUGAUUUCAAUUACCGCUUGGACCUCCCAUAUGAUGAAGUGUUUUAUUACGUUAGACGCCAGGACUGGAAAAAGCUUCUAGAAUAUGAUCAACUUCAAUUUCAAAAGUCUGCAGGCAAGAUCUUUAAAGACUUCUAUGAGGGAACCAUUCAUUUUGCACCUACGUACAAGUAUGACAUUGGCUCAGAAGCAUAUGACACAAGUGAAAAGUGUCGCACACCAGCCUGGACCGACAGGGUUCUUUGGUGGAGAAAGAAAUGGCCAUGUGAUCAAUCAGCAAGAGACAUUAAUCUUCUAGAUAGUGAUCUGGAUUUCAGUACUAAAAUAAAACACACAUGGACACCAGGUGCACUUAUGUACUAUGGCAGAGCAGAACUUCCUUAUUCUGAUCACAGGCCUGUGCUGGCUAUUGUCGAAGUGGACGUUCAGGAAGUUGAUGUGACUUUCAGGGAGAGAGUUUUUCAAGAGAUUACUUCCUCUCAGGGCCCUCUUGAUGCCACUGUUGAAGUUUGUAUCCUGUUUCCAACGCCUGAAGAGAAAUCUGACUUCCCAGAAGAUAUAAGCACAGAACUUGUGCAAACAUUUCAGAACUAUGGCAAUGUUAUCCUUGUAAGGUUAAUUGGAGGUCAAAUGAUUGUCACAUUUGAAGACAGUAGGACAGCUUUAAAUGUUCUUGAGCUGGAUGGAUUAAAGAUAAAUGGCAAACCAAUAAAAAUAAGGCCUAAAACAGAGGACUGGCUCAAGGGUCUGCAUGAGGAAAUUGCCCGAAACAGAGAUAGCAUUGCACCCAUGUCACCGAAUGCCAACUCCUGCCUGCUCGAGGAGAACUUUGAUUUCACCAGUUUGGAUUAUGAGUCAGAAGGUGAUAUAUUGGAUGAUGAUGCAGAUGACUUGAUGCCGCAGCAUCUGGAGACCAACAAACCCUCUGCUGUCUGUGACAUGUCUGUAGAUGAUUCUGUAGCGUGUGCAGUGAAGGCUCCCCAAGUGACUUCAAAGAAACCACAUUCGUUCAAAGAUGAUGCAGAUUUGAUGGCCUUAAAGAAAGAACUAGAGGCUGUUGGGGAGUAUCGCUCUCGGUCGCCAAGUAGGUCUUUAUCAGUCCCUAACAGACCUCAUUCACGCCCACCACCACCACCACAGAGACCUCCACAGAGACCACCUCCUCCAAAAAGCAAUCAUCAAGCCUCAGCUGUGCAAAUUGCUAAACCUUUUUCCGGUACACCACAAUAUCCUUCUUUAGCAAUGUCUGGUAUCAGCAAACCUUACAAUGUGAAACAGAUUAAGGCCACUACAACUCAGGAGGCAGAAGAAGCUAUUCGGUGGCUGAUGGAUAACAACAAAGACAAACAAGAAGUGUCUCAGACUGGUGUACGUCAACAAAACAGUAAUUUGAAUGAAAAGCCAAAGAAUUCACCACAGAAGGUUGUCCCAGCCUCAGAGCUAGCUCUGGUGCCACAAAGGCCGCCACCAAGGGUUCCCAGCACAAAGCAAAAAUCUGAAGCGAAGCCUGAACCUGCUUUCAAUUCAAAGCAGAAGGCAAAUGAACAAGCUUGUGGUGUUCCUGCUAAGCCACUGCCUCAUGUCGAUGUCUUGGACUGUGCAAGCACUUCAAAACUACCCCCAACUGUACCGCCCAUACCAAAACUAGAGGUUCAUUUAAAUUCUGUAGAUCCUGAAAAGUCACACAGUGCUGUUAUACUAACCAGAUCAGAAAUAGAAAUGUGUAAGGAUGAUGUGGAAAAAGAUCAAAAUAGCACUUUGGAUUCUGCAUCCUCCACACAACUGGCCACUGUGGAUAAUAUAUUACUCGAUUUAAACAUCAGUGAUGCUGGAAAACUUAAGCAGUCAGUCCCUUUACCCAACUUGGAUUCUGACCUCGACUUAAUGAACUUCGAAGAUGCUCCACCAAAGAUAGCACCUGAAGUAAAGCCUCAUGUAACGGGCCAGAAUAUUGCAUUUAAAAGCCCUCAAAUACCUGAAUCUGUGGCCUCUAAUAAUGUCCAAAAUGUACGUCCUGUACCUAAACCAAGAACACUGCCACCAUCUCAGAUUGCCAAAAUUCAUCAACGGAAACUAAGUGAUGAGAUAUCGUCAGCAACUCAAGUUAUUCCAAUGCAAGACCAUUCAUUUAUUCCAAAGGCUCCGCCACGCAGAAAAAAAUCUGCUCCUGCUGCUUUUCACCUUCAGGUUUUACAGAGUAACAGUAACCUCUUGUUGGGUGAUGCAUCAAACAAUAAUAAUACAAAUACUGAAGGAGGAUUGUCUGUACAAAGACAUGCCGAGCAUUCCAACACAGAAAGUACAGCGAGUGAGAACGUCCAUCCACCUGGUGCUCAAACAUUAAAGGAAGAGUUUACUGGAAACUGCUCCGAGUCACUUAAUCAGUAAUUUGAAAAACUUUAGGGUCUCCUUGGGGAUUUCACAAAACUUGAAACCACUGUCAUUUAACCUAUUUAAAUCCUGCCAUUUUUUUAAACCUACAGCAUUUCUUAUAGGCAAUCUUUACGUGAAAGCGUUUUACUUCUGGCACGUCUCAUUCUCUUGUAAAAUGUGUUUUUAGUACAGUUGAGGUGAGAAUGGCUGUUACGCAGUUACUGAGGCCUUAAAAAAUAAUAAAACAUCAAAUAUUAAGAUUUGUUGUGUAUGUUUUCAAACAUGAGCUAAUAUAUAGAUAUUGUAGCGUGAUUUAACUCGUUGAAUGCCAACUGAUCUUUAAAUGUUAAAUUACAAGCAAUUUUCAGUAUUAAGGGCUCUUAGAGGUAAUUUCUGAGGGCAACUUAGAAAAACCAUAAAAGUGUGUGUGUGUGACUUUUUCUGUAGCAGGUUGUAUGGCUCUAAAUACCUAAAUCAUGGAGAAAUGUCAUUUAUUUACAAUGCAUAAAAAUGAUGUAUGCAAUAUGCAUUUUUUUAACAUGAGUUCAUUGAAUCGGUCUUGUGCUGCUUGUUGCCUAUUGUUUAAAAAAAACAUUUUUUUUUCAAAUUUCUUAAGCCAAUUUUAUCACAUGAACUUCUAUUGUCACAUCAGUUUUUUUACUUUGAUGGGGAGUUUUACCUCCAGAGAUAUGGGAAGUAAUUUGUUCCCUUAUACACAACCUCUAUAUGGUUUGCUUGGAGUGGUCAAACAUCUGUGGACAUAACUCCCUUAGUGAUCAUAUUGUGUGGUACGACUGCUAUAUAGAUUAUAUAUUCUUUAUAUGAAAGUUUCUUUCAACGAUAAUGAUUUGAACUUACAUUUUACCAUGACAUCAGAUACUGCUGAGAUUAAUUUUCUAUAUUUAACUCUUAUGGAUAACAUUUCCACUGGAAAGAUUGAACUCAGGAUCUAUUCUAAACUCACUUCAGGCAAUACCAUAUUAUGGGCUAGUAGUUAUCAUCAUAAACAUAUCGGUUUGUAAGGUAUAAACUUAAUUGUACUAACUUAGAAAUGUUUAGUGAAUAAGUAAAGAUUCUCAGUUCAAAUUUGAAAAAAGAGGCUAUUCAGACUGCCUUAAACUUCUUACAGUAAGGAAUUAUCCAGAGAAAAAUACUACUAAACAAAAUAUUUGUAUUUUUUUAUUACGGACUUGAGCUCAGAAUUUCACAAUAUUAGCUGGAUUGUUAUUCUUAAUCUUAUUUUAAAAACCCCAGUCUAAAGGUGUAUCCAGGAGAGCACCUACUCUAAGUAAUACAUUAUCUCCCAGUUUAAUAUCUUCAUGGUCAAAGUAAGGAUACUUUGCUAUCAUUUAAGGGCAGUUAUGAGUGUGGCAAGCACACACUUUACCUUUACAGUUACAGGAAAUGUUAUUACAAUAAAACAUAAUGCAAAUACAGUACAAAAAGGAUUGUAUAUUGGUUCCAGUGCAAACAUUGUGAAAAACAAUAUGUAGACCAUACAGUACGUAGUAUUAAAAGACAGAAUCAGAGACCACAGAAAUGCAACUGAUAAUCAGUACACCAGAGUCUAAAGAAAAUUGAACAGGUACCAAUAGGUUUAAGAAAGGGAGACUUGCUGUGUCCUUUUAACUUAAGGGAAGAUAGGAUUCUGACUAUGGAUACAAGAAAAUCAAAGGGUUUAAA
Xenopus laevis (African clawed frog) is the source of this 7010-nucleotide messenger RNA. It is a transcript of the gene synj2.L, whose product is annotated as synaptojanin 2 L homeolog. NCBI's taxonomy places the organism in Eukaryota, Metazoa, Chordata, Amphibia, Anura, Pipidae. The record is from RefSeq and is a predicted model, not a curated record. Bases 777 to 5342 code for a protein of 1521 amino acids. The transcript is spliced from 27 exons.